AUGACGAGCCGCGGACCGGGACGGCCGGUCUUUCUGCCGCUUCUGCUUCUUCUGAAGACGUGCACGGUGGCCGGGGAGGACCUUUCCUGGAUGUCCGACAUCGUCGCCACCGACUUCGAGAAGCAGAUGGCCGAGGUCCCCUCUUCUUUUUGAAAUAUUGAAAUAUGAAGAAAGAAGAAACAGAGUCUAGUCACCAGAGUGGUCCCUAUAGAAGCAACCUUAGAGGUCCUUAUAGGGUCCCCUCUAGGUACCACUAUACCAACCCCUAUAGGGGCCACUGAAGCUCGCAAAAGGGUGGUAUGAAAAAAACACCAGCGAAAAUUCGAACGGCGACUUUUCCGAUUUUUUCAUAUCGCUAGGGAACUUUCCGACGGCCACCUUCCCGACGAAUCUUUUCCGACUUUUUUUCUCGAUAAAAUCUUUGUUUUAAAUCUUCCUAUAUAAAAUAGGUAGUUGGUUUAUGAUUAAAACACGAAGAAAUAGGAAAAAAAAAGGUUUAUAGAUGUUUUAUAAACCAAAAAACAUAAGUGAAAAAAGUCGGAAAAGGAUCCGUCGGAAAGGUGGCCGUCGGAAAGUUCCCUAAUGAUAUAAAAAAAUCGGAAAAGUCGCCGUUUGAAUUUUCGCUGGUUUUUUUUUUCAUACCACCCGCAAAAGUGCCCCCUAUAGGGGUCAUUUUUUCGAUAGUUACUAUGAACUCUAUGCGAAAAAGCGUUACUAUGAGAAAACUAAAUGAACAACGUUUUUUGAACAAAAGACCCCUUUAGGGGACACUUAACUUUUGGCGUCCAAGUGGUCAGACCCUAAACCCCUAUAGGGACCACUUUUUCGAUUUGAAGAUCCAUCUCCUUUGCUAAUUUCUCAAAGAAAGUUAUCGAUUAAUUUUUUAUCCCCUAAAAUUUGGGGGGUCCUAAGUGUUCAUAGUCAGAUGGUGAAUUUUCGCAUUGCUCAUUUUACAGAGACGUGGGAAAGUUUGUCGUGGGCGCGAUAUCAUUCGUUUUUCAAUUUGCUUGGCAGAAUUCUUCAAUCAUUUGAUUCAUUUUUGGAAUAUUGUCAAAAAUGGAACUUUCAGACGGACGCCCUGUCGCGCUAUUUCACAAAGGAGAAGAAUGACUCAAAGGUUUUCCCAACAUGGGAAACGAUGAAGGCCAGGUAAGAGGAAUUUAAUCAGCUUUUUUCCGACGGAUAUUCUAAAGUAAUAAAAUAAGUUGAUUUGAGAAAGUUUGAUGACUAAUGUUCGACUUUUUGACCUUCUCUUUAUUAAUUAAACAUUGUCAAAGUUUAAAACUCGAUUUUUACUGUAUAACUUUUGAAUAAAAACUGAAAAAAAUUUAUCAGAAGUUUUAAAAAUUGAAAUUUCAUUCAAGAGAUGAACUAUAACAAAAAAAUGAGGGUAUACUCCGCAGUGAGCCCUGAAAAAAGUGAACUUUUCGUUGAUUUUUUCGGUGCACCACGGGUUGGACCUAGAUGGCGCGCACCCCUGAGGCAACCUGUUGGAAAUAAUAAUUUUUUUUAGCUACCGUAAAAGUCUAUAAUGAGAACUGUAGAAAAUGGUGAUAUUGGGAAACGAACCACUUCGAAGUAGUGUACGGAAUAAGUACCUUAAUGGGAAUUUAAAGCUAAAAGGGGUACACCCCUGGUUACACUGCGGGGUAAACCGAGAGUUCGAAGCGGGGUGCACCGCAACUCUUGUUAGAGAAGACGCCUUUUCUGAUCUAUAAAAGUCGAUGAAACCGAAGUUCGAAGAAAACUUUUCGCUUUUCGAACAGAUUUCAUUCUUGAACUAUUGAAAACUUUCCAUACCAGAGUCUUCUUGCAGAGUGGGAGAGUUCACGAAUGUGAACGCAUCGAAAAUCCACAACCACAACUACAACGACAUGACGGCGUUCUUGAAGCAGACUUCACUCAACUAUCCCAACAUCACGCAUCUCUACUCGGCAGGGAAAAGUGUCGAAGGACGCGAUCUUUGGGUUCUGAUAGUGUCGGAUCGGCCGCGAGAGCACGAGCUUCUCGAGCCGGAGCUUAAGAUCGUCGGCAACAUGCACGGCAAUGAGGCAAGAGUUCAUUCCUCUCUAGUUCGACUAAGAUCUUUCUCUCUUUUUUCUUAGGAACUCCAGAGUGGUCCCUACAGGGGCAAUCUUAGGCCCUUGGAGGUUUCUCUAUAGGGACCACUAAAACUUGCAAAAGUGGUCGAUGCGAAGAAGCAUUUCCAUGCGAAAUACUAAAAAAUAACCUUGUUGAAUAAAAUUCAGAGAUCCCUUUAGGGUCCACUUGAGCUUUAGGGGCUAAGGAGUCAGACCCUGAACCCCUAUAGAGACCACCUCCAUUUCACCCUUAUAGGAACUACUUUUUCGGGCCCUACACGGGUUUUUUUCGCCCCUAACCCCUAUAGAGACCACUCUGGAAUUCCUAACUUAGUUUGAUUCCAAAUUUCUUUCAGGUUGUUGGCAGAGAGGCCCUACUCUACCUCAUCGAGAUCCUCUGUGUCAACUACGGAAAGAAUCUCUUUCUAACCGAGGUCCGGAAAGAGAGAGUAUCAAUCAAUCAGAACUUGGCAGAUUGUGAACAACGCACGAAUCCAUCUGAUGCCGUCGAUGAACCCCGACGGCUACGAGCGCGGAAUGCCUGGCGAUCGGAUCAGCGCCAUGGUUGGUCAGGUCCAAGAAAUGACCGAUUCAGCUGUUCCUAGGGACGCUCCAACGCCAACGACGUCGACCUGAAUCGCAACUUUCCUGCCAUCUACCCUGAACACCGCGAACAGUCGGGCGGCGGGGAUCCGGAAAAGUAAGAAGUGAUUAAAGAACACCUUAGGCUUUUCAGAGGGGUCCCUAUAGGGGAAAAGUUAAGGUGAUCCCUAUAAGGGUUUAGAGUCUGACUCCUUAGCCCCUAAUGCUCAAGUGGACCCUAUAGUGGUCUCUCAAUUUCAUUCAAUACUCGCUUAUUUAAUCACAUUUUCCCCACGGAAAUGCUUCUGCGCUUAGAGUUCACAAAAAUUUUCGACUAGCAUGUCCCUAACUAAAACCCCUAUAGGGACCACUCUGAAGUUUCUAAGGGGAAGGACAGAAGGACAGGACAAGAAGGUCAAGAUUCUAAGAAGGACAAAAAGUGAGAAAAAAGAUAAUCAUCGAUUUUCUGUCUGACUUCUCCCAUCAAAACUCUAAAUUCCAUUUUUCUUUAAAAAUGGUUCUGCUCUGAAUUUCAGAAUGAGUGCUCUUGAAAGCGAGUUUUCAAAUUCUCACCUCAAUUCUCUGCCCUUGAUUUGCUUAUUCCUGAGGAAUUGCAGGGAAAAUGUCGCCGUCAUGAAGUGGCUCAAGUCUUAUCCCUUCGUCCUGAGCGCUAACCUUCAUGGAGGUCUGAAUAAAUCUGUACCAUUAAAGUUGGAAAUUCCUUUUGCAGGUUCUCUUGUUGCCAACUAUCCCUACGACGAUUCUGUCACCGGCAAAGACGGAAUCUACACACCGGUGAGAAUUCCAAACGAGAGAUAUAUUGCUGGAAAUCAAAUUCAGAGUCUCGAUGACAUGCUUUUCGUCGAACUGAGUUACCGCUAUGCUCGGGCUCACUCGAAGAUGUGGAAGACUGGAAGGAGGUCUGUAUUUAGGCCUUCUGAAUUCAAAAUGAGUUGAGAAUAUAACUGAAUUUCGAAAUCCAGAGAUGAUUGAAUUUCGCAAAAUUCACUUUGAACACGGCGAGCGCAGCAGUGCAGGCACAUGACACACUACACUGUACGGAGAAAAUAUGGGCGGAAUCAAAAAUCGAAAUUAAAUAUUGCUUUUUGCGCGUCGUUUCUCAUGCAUCGCGUGCACUGCGUACAACAAAUUUUAUUCUUUGCCGUUGCGAUGGGCGUGGCUUCGAUUUGGUGUCGCCGUGUCAAAUAACUCUUCGCAUAGAGUACAUAAAAAUUGUCAAUUAGCAUGUCCUCUAUGAGGGCAGCUAACUAAAAGUCCUGUAGGGACCACUUUUGCGAGCUUUAGUGAUCCCUAUAGAUGAUAGUGCAGUGGUCCCUAGCGAGGACUCUCCAAGGUUGCCCCUAUAGGAACCACUCUGCAGAACUUAUGAAACAAAACGCAUAUGAUAGAAAAAUCCAACUUAUAAUAAUUUUCGCCAAAAAAGAAGGUCUAGUCGGAAAAUUCCAGAUGCGGUCUGUCUGCGGACGGAGACAACUUCCUGAACGGAAUAACCAACGGAGCGGGAUGGUACCAUCUCGCAGGCGGCAUGCAAGACUGGCAGUACGAACACACCAAUUGUCUGGAAAUUACCAUCGAAAUGGGUUGCUUCAAGUUCCCCACCGACGACAUGCUGCCCAAGUCAGUUUACAACCUCCUUGGCCAUGUCCAUCAGCCGGGUCCAGACUCUGGGAGGAGCACCAGUUCGCGUUGCUCUCCUUCCUCGAGAUGGGUCUCACGGGCGUUUAUGGCAUCGUCACUGAUCGGAACAACAACACCGUCGCCAAUGCUACGAUAUCAAUGGACAGCGGUUAGUUACAGAAGGCAUCUAGGUUGAAAACAGACAGUUUCAGGCAAAACUACCAGAGCGACGGACAAAGGCGAGUACUGGAGGCUACUUACACCAGGAACUCACAUGGUUAGGGACCACAGACCUAUUUUUCAAACUCAAGCUAGCUUCUCGUUUUUUUUUUUGAAAAAAUAAUGAUUUUAACAUGUAGUAUGCGAAAACAGAAAAGAAAAACGAAAAAUAUUAAAGAUAAGAGAAGAAAACAAUAUUUGAAAGUAAUCGAAAAGCAAAAUUUUUUGCACUGGAAAUUUGGUUCUGCGAAUUUUCAUGCAAUCUGCGCGCACUCUCAUUUGCAUGGGCGGCACGGUUUCAUGAGCCAAAAGAGAAGGUUUUACGAGCUUUAAUUCCACUUUACCAUCACUUUCGUCCCAGUGAGUGCACAACUACAGCCUACAGUGCUCUUUGAAAAAUGUGACAUGGUUCCCCUUUAACGUUGGAAUCAUCGCCGGAGUUUUUCAGCUGACCGUUUCUGGACAAGGACUCGAGUCAGACAGCUUCACAGUUACUGUGGAGGCCGGAACUCGCGCUGUUCGUCACGAUGUUCAGCUGCUGACUUGUGGCGACAAUGAGACGGUUGCGCCAGCCAACUUUUCGAGUAUUUCAAGAAUAGAUUUCAGAAGUCUGACUACUACAUACGCGGCCGUGGAAAAGUGCCGAUGGCUGUCAUUGCGUUCAACGAAAGGUUCCGGUUCUCAAAAUCAAUGUCUCAGCGUUGAUUCAGUGGCGCAUCUGUCCUGUACGAACUCGCGAGGUUGACCUGCUCCGGAGAUUUGACGCUAGAUGAUGACGUCUCUUUGCUCAUCGUACCGCACUACAAUAAGCCAGACGCCUCCACAAUCACCGAUGUUUAAUCAGUGUCUUUAUGUCUUAUUGAAGUCAGUUUCAGAAAAUACGGGAGUUCAACCCGUCGACGUUCUUGGUGGUUGCCGACGGGUUCGUAGAGACGAUCACCUUCAGCAUAGCCGAAAAUCAGCCGAAGCUUUUCAACAAAGCGAAACUCGACGAGAGUCUCAACAAGGCUUUGGGUUACGGCAAGGACUGCGACAAGUUUUCUGACCAUCAUUUUCCACCCAAUACAUCGGAAUUUCCGGCCUCUGCGUGAGUCUACGCUGGCGAUGAAGAUCGACGACUUCCGACUUCAUGGAGCCUUCGAGAUCGGCAUCGCCGUCGGCUGCGAUCAGAUGGUGACACUUGACAGGAAGGCCGCUACUGUAGGCACUGUCCUCAACGUGAGUUCUUGUUUUUUUGAUCCUUGAAAGAAGACGUUUUCAGAUCAUCAAGACGGCUAUGGUCAAAGACGCCGUCCAAGAGUUCUCUGUGGUACCGUCGAUGAAUCCUUCGGAUCAUUUCACUCCUGAGCAAUCGGUUAUGGUCACAAGGUAGCUGGGCCCUCAACGAAGCUUUGAGGCGUACUUAGGAAUUUUAGAGUGGUCCCUAUAGGGAUUAGGGAGAUGAACAGCCCUUAUAGGUAGGGGGCGCAAAGCCCCGCCCCUUCACGCCACCAAAAUGACGAUUUUUUUGUUGCAAAAACGGUUUUGAGGCGUUUUUACUAGCUAAAGUCCCAUUUUAUAAAUGAACUGUUUCUGUUAAUCUAUGUAAUCGACAACGCUCUACAAGACUGAAUAUUUUUUAAACUAUGUAUUUUUCAAAAAUAAGCGAAAAAGUAAGAUUUAACACGAAAAAAACUGACAAGUUUCACAAAAUCGUCGCGUUUCAGAAAACCAAGUGAGGAACGCUUCCGAACUUUGAGUAUGUUAUACAUUAACACUUUCUUUAUUUUUUGAGUGAAAAUGAAAAAAAUCUACCGACGCGAAAAAAAUAUUAAAGCUUGUAAAGUGACACCAAACUUUGAAGCUGAAAUGCGAAAAAAUUUCAGCGACAAGGUAUACUUUUUAUUUGAUUUAAAAACUCACAAUGUGCUCACAAACAAAAAUUCAAAAUGAAAAUAAUUAUUGGGACAGCGAAUCAAAUUAUAUUUGAGUUUUACCAAAACCUCCUUUUUUCGCCUGCCUCGUUGACGCAUGAGAGAAUAGGAUCGCGUCUAUAUUUUUUUGCUUAUGUUAUUAAGCUGUUCAAAAACUCUACCAAUGAAAAAAAAUUAUGAAAAAAAACCGAUCGACGCGAAAAAAAUAACGGCUUUGAAAAACCCCGAAAAAAAAUAGCAAUUUUUUUGAAAUUUCGGAAGAUUUCGUGCAAGUGUCCGUAGCAGUGUUUGCGUCAAACACACCGAUGCGCCCUUUUAAGUGUCGCAGGAGCCGUUUUUUUCGGAGUCAAAUUGCACACUUUCCUGUUUUAUUUCGAAAUAACAUUAUUUUUUUCAUUUUUUUCUUUUUUUCCAAACCAAAUGAUAAUAAUUUUUUUCUGAUUAGAAAAAAAGAAAAAAAUAAGCUGAAAAAUUCCUUGUGACCUUUUUUUCUAAGUAGUUUUUUUGAUAUUUUAUCAAAAAAAUUCUGAUGAUAGUUAUGCGAAUGAUUCAUGCCAAAACAUAAAGAUCAGUUCUGACAACCUCUCAGAACAGAAAACCGAUUUAAAAAAACGGUUCAGAAAUGCGCAAAAAAACAUUUAAAAAAAGAAAGCGUGCGGCAGCGGGUAAACCGUGAGAUUUUCGCCUCCAGUUGAACGCCGCGCGCGCUCGUUUUUUUGGCCAUAACUUUUUUUCUUAGUGGAGCUUUUUUUCUAAAAACUAAACGGAUUAUGAAAAUGGACAGUCUCCUCUAUUGAACAGUGUAAAAAACAUAUUUUUUGGAUCGUUUUGAAGAAAUGGCUUGCGGACCCUACUUAUAGGGGUCGAAAAAGUGGUGCCUAUAAAGGUCUUUCAAUUUCUUUCAAAAAACGCUUAUUUAUUAGUUUUUCCCAUGGAAAUGCUCCUUCGCACACAGUUCAUAAGAAUUAUCGACUAGCAUGCCCCCCAUAGGGGCCACUAACUGAAACCCCUAGAAGAACCACUUUUUAAGCGUUAGGUCCCACUAUAGGGGUUGGUAAAGUGUUCUCUGGGACCCAUAAGGUUGCCCCUAUAGGGACCUAAGUAUGAUUGAUUGAAGCGCAAGUCUGAGCGGGCUAGAGAAGAGCAAAUGCGUGACCGAGGUCAAGCCGCCGAACGAAAUGUUGAGGCUUCUGAAAAUGGGAAGCGGAAAGCCGCCGUACACAUUGGUCGCUGCCAUCGAAAAAGUACGAGUUCCGCUUCGGCUCAAACGAAAAUGAGAGUUCCAGCGAACAGAAGCCCUUGUCUACGAGAUGAUGACCAGAUGGUGCGAGAGUCCGAGCAACGAAGGCGUCGAGAAGGUUCUCAAAGAGUCGACGCUGAUCUUGAUGCCCGAAAUACCUCACACCCAGGUAUGCUCCGUUUUUCGUGGCUUUCAGAGUUCUGUUUUAGGUAGUUUCAAGUGAAAAUAUUCAGAGACUGAUGCCUUGUUCAAUUUGAUUUCGCGAAAUGCAAAAUGAUCUCUGACUUUCCAAAAUCUAGUGAUCUUUUCCUUUCUCUAACGGGUAUUUUGCAUUUCGCGGAAUCAAAUUGAACACGACAUGAAAAAACGUUAUCUGCGAACCUUAACACGGGUAAAAAGCCUGUCAAAAAAUACAGAAAGUUUCAAACUUUAAUGUUUCACCGGAUACGCAAAAUACAGGCCUCAAAUUUGAUAUAUAGCUGGGCUGGCUGAGUCAUCGAAAAAAAAGGGUCCUGACACGAUAAUAAAGGAGAUAGUGCCUGGCUCGUGGAGAGCGCAGACAGGACACGCCCCCUUAGAGUCCCAAGCUAGCCGUGAAUCUCUGAUUUUCCGCUGCCUUCUGUUUUUGAGCGCUCUGAUCUGAAACUGUAUCAAAAAAUUUCGAUUUGAAAAACCGAACUUAAACUUUAGCUCAACUGCCACGACUACAAUACCAUCUCGCCAUUCAAAAAACUUCUCAAUGACGUCAUUCAAGCGGUGCCGCAAAUCGACUUUGUUCUGCUUUUCGGCACUGGCGGACUAAAGGUAUCAAAACCAGGAAUGAGAUUCUAGCACCCGCGGGUGCUACCGCGGAUCACCCAUUCAUCCCCAGACCCGAAUAAACCCCUUCAAGUUCAGCGGGACAACGUAAACGCCUAUCUCACGCGCCAGGCCCCCGUUUAGGGGGGAUCCCGCCGUAGAGCACGAGUUUCAUUGAAAAUCAUUACGUAUUAGCCCAAAAAAAGAGAGCUACACUAUGAGGCACAUGCUGGCGAGCGCCUGGUUUAGAGUCGGUUGCGGAUUCCAUAGGGCCUCGGCAGCGUGACUAGAGAGUUGGUUUAACUACCUAAGUUUAAGGUGAACAUUAGAUCUGACGCAGAAUAUCAUGGUGUCAAGAUAAACUUUGGAACCGCUUCUCUUCAGAGAGGCAAAAAGUCUCAAGAAACGCAAAAUUUGGAUUUUAGGUGCGUUACAUAAACGAAACUCUGGGCGUGGCCGAUCGGAUGGCCGUCGCUUUCAAGGCGGCUCAUGGAUCCAUGCAGAAUGCGGACACCGACGCUUGUUCUCGAAGUAAGCCGACGUGAUUUAAAAAUGACCGUUUUUUGGCUUCCAUCCAGGCAUGCCAAAUGAACGAGAAUCGAUUCGGCCGUUUACCUGGAACGACACCAAGUCAGCCUUAGUCGAAAGUUGGUAUAUUCAUAGAGGACUUUAAUAAAUAUUUUGUUCUCUAGACUUUUCCAGUCCAGACGCGUUACUUGCUCAAAUCGGCUGCUGCUACGAAAACUUGGCGACGGGCCAACUUUUUGAGGAGAAUCGCCACGGGAUUCGUCGGGCUUUUGAAGAAAGGUAUGCCUUUUAAUGCGAAGAUGUCAAAUCUGGCUUCAAUUACCUUCAAUUUUACCUAUGUUCUCUUAAAAGUUGGGCAAGCUGUCCCGGAGUUUUUUUUUUUUGACGACGCUCCGCCCACUUUCUCCGUAAAGUUUAGUGUGUCUUGUGCAUACACUGCGGCGCUCUGGCACAUGCCGUGUUCAGAGUAAUUUUCGCGAAAUUCAAUAUCAUCUCUGAAUUUCCGAAGUUCAGUUAUUUUUUUACUUUUUGGCGGCUAUUUUGGAUUUCGCGGAAUCACUUUCGACACGGCAACAGAAAAAUUGCCAUUUCCAAAAUUAGGGUAGCUUUUGAAAAGUUCACAUGUUUUUUUUUUUCUUUUAAAGAAUCCGCGGUGUGCGAAUAAUUGUCGACGAUGAGCCGUUGACUUACGAAGUGAAUGGCGGAGUGAGAUCAACCGAGUUCAAAGGUCCUCGGUAUGUUCAGCUCAAAUUGAAGACGAAGUUGAUAAAACUCCUCAGGUUCAUCAAUCUGCCUAAUGGCCUACACCACGUUGUGCUCUACCAAAAAGACACAAUCUUCAGCAAGUUUGAUGUGCAGGUAAACUGAUUCGUGCGUUGACGACUUUGAGUGAAUGGCUUGCAGAUCAGCGACCAGACUCCGACAGUCGAGAAGAAUCUCGUUUCGCGUUCCUCUAACCUCAUCGUCGUCUCGAUCGCCUCUCUCCUCAUCAUUGUGGCUUGUGUAAGCUUCACUUUCAUAGACUGUUGAGAUUUUGAAUGUCAUCGCUCAAACUCCGCCCCUUACGCGUUGAUCAAACCAAUCAGAAGCGAGCCAUCUACAGAGGGUUUUUGGAGGCGGAGCUUGACAUUCAAAAUCUGAACAGACCAUAAUUUUGCAACCAUACUUUGAUAGAUGGAAGUUCAUUUUUUCAACUUUUGAUUUGCAGCUUUUCGCUUUCCGUCAGCGUGUGACAACGGUUCUCAAUCGGAGGGGCUUUUUCACUGGUUAAUUUUGAUUGGUCAAGCAUCAAAAACUCCCUUUUCAGGGUCGAAAGAAGGGUUCGAAAGAAUACCUUUGUACAAGAGCGACGACGAGGACGAAGAAGACGUCUUCGACAUGCAAAAACUCUAA
Molecule: messenger RNA, 10391 nt
Organism: Caenorhabditis auriculariae
Lineage: Eukaryota; Metazoa; Nematoda; Chromadorea; Rhabditida; Rhabditidae
Source: the annotation of a GenBank genome assembly